AUGGACGUGUUUUGUUUUCCCAAUUUCAAGGGCGCAAACAGUCACGGUCAGCUUGGCAUCGGCUGUACGGAAGAUAAGGAUGAGCCAACGCCUGUUGCGACCUCCUUGAAACCGGAUAUCAUUACUGGAGGUGGAGUGUUUAGCGUGUUGGUUGAAGGGUCCACAAUAUGGGGAGCCGGUCAGCUGGGUCCGAAAGAGGAAUCGGAGCGGCAGACUAGAUUGCGAAUGUUAGGCAAGGUGGAGGAAGGUAUCAAGGCUGUAUCGUGUGGUUGGGAUUUCCUCGUGGUUCUCUCGAAAACUGGAAAGGUCUAUUUCAGGGGCCACAACAGCCCUGGUUUCGUCUUCAACAAGUCGACACCCAUGUGGAUUGGUGAGCUAUCGCCAGUGGUGUUGGAUGUUGCUGAGACAAGGCAUAUCGGAGCCGGACUGCGUCACGUAGUUGUGGUUUCAUGCACAGGUGAGGUGUUUGAGUGGAAGGGUGGUAAGGUGCGAGAGGUUGUUGUGGACAAAAAGGGUGCAAUAUUGGGCUGUUCGACUGGAGCACACCAUACCGUAUUGUGGACAGACGAUGGGUGUGUCGGUGUGUGGGGAGAUGUACGCUUUGGGCAGGGAGGCCCGUCGAUGGAUGAGGCGGACGGACUUCCUCGAAGGAGUGGUCGCGUGCUGUGGAUUUCUAGCGCUUGCUUUCUCAACGAGCGAGUUGUUGAUGUGCAGUCAGGCUGGAGUCAUAUUCUUGCACUCACAGAAAGUGGCAAGGUCUUCUCUUGGGGUCGUUGUGACUUUGGUCAGCUCGGACGCACGAUCGGUGGAGCGGCAAUGACAAGCAUGGCGUGGCCACAAAGUGGUAGUGUUUUUGAUGCCACGCCAGAUGUAGUAUCGCUGCCCGCCUCCAGCGUUCGAUUGAUAUCAGCGGGAGCUGAGCACUGUUUGGCUGUGAUCGGUGAGACGGAGGUUUGGAUGUGGGGCUGGAACGAGCAUGGGAAUUGUGGUGCUGUGGAGACAUCACCAGCAUCAGCAUCGUCGGCGGAUGCAGUGGUUGUGAGGAUGUCGGAGGGUGGUGCGUCUCGGUUGCCGUUAUCAAGGCGAGAAGGUUGGUGUGUAGCGUUGCCGAGGCGAGUCUCAUUUGCUGGGAAGGGGAAGGUGGUCUUAGCGGCUGCCUGCUAUGGCUACUCUAUGGUAUUCACAGACACGUGA
Molecule: messenger RNA, 1194 nt
Organism: Hydatigera taeniaeformis
Lineage: Eukaryota; Metazoa; Platyhelminthes; Cestoda; Cyclophyllidea; Taeniidae
Source: the annotation of a GenBank genome assembly